Polistes dominula (European paper wasp) is the source of this 2309-nucleotide messenger RNA. RefSeq names its product Prolyl 3-hydroxylase sud1 (gene sud1). Gene Ontology annotation, cellular component: cytoplasm. The record is from RefSeq and is a predicted model, not a curated record. Gene Ontology annotation, biological process: regulation of translational termination; peptidyl-proline hydroxylation. NCBI's taxonomy places the organism in Eukaryota, Metazoa, Arthropoda, Insecta, Hymenoptera, Vespidae. Gene Ontology annotation, molecular function: iron ion binding; L-ascorbic acid binding; peptidyl-proline dioxygenase activity.
UGCAUUGAUUAGAAAUUAUUACUUUUAUAAAAAAAAUUAACAGAUUAUUAUAGUUAAUUUAAAUUACUGAAACAUGUCGAUAAACGAUUCAAUGAGUGAUGAACUUAGCUGGAAGAAACCGAAGAAUAGCAUUAUUUCAGAUCAUCUUGAAAAUGAAAUAUUUAAGACCUUAGUUACAAAUAACUGGUGCAAUUAUAAGGAAAUUAAGACAGAUCAAUUUGAAAUUAUAACAAAACCUUUUAGAGUUUGUAAAAUAUCUAAUUUUCUGGAUAAUAAACAUUUUCUAAAGAAACUCAAAAGUGAAAUAGAGGAGAUCACAUAUCAAAGAAAGUUUACCGACCUACAUCAUUUUGAACAAUCAAAUGACCUUAAAUCUGUGACCAAAUAUAAUAUAAAAGUUUUAUAUUCAACUUUCCAAAAAGAAAUGACUAAGUGGAUGAAACACGUUACAAAAAUUGAACUAAAUAAUAAAAUCUCAAUGUCAAGUUCAGUUUACAGUGAUGCAGAUUACUUGCUUUGCCACGAUGAUAAUAUGGGUGAAAGAAAAAUAGCUUAUAUAUUGUAUCUUUCAUCGAAAUGGCUUCCUGAAUAUGGAGGAACCUUGGAUCUUUUCGAUACAGAUGAAAAUGGACUUCCUCGGAACGUAGUACGAUCUCUGCUACCAGAGUUUAAUUCACUUGUCUUUUUUGAAGUUACUGACAACUCUUUCCAUCAAGUAGCAGAAGUGCUUACCUCAGAAAAAACUCGUUCGUCCAUUAAUGGCUGGUUCGAGGGUCCAAUAACUAUUCCAGAGAAAAAUAGACCGCUAAGACCUGUAUUACCAUGUAAAUAUAUUGAACCAAUGGAUAUGGAAAUUAACUUACAGUCAUGGAUAAACUAUUUGUAUAUAGAAAAAACACAAAUUAAAUCUAUCCAGAAGAUGAUAGAAAAACAGUCUUAUUUAUUAAUUGUCAAAUUUUUCUUAGACAAUGUAUAUGAUAAGCUUUCAAAAGAAAUUGUCUCUGAAAACAUUUGUUGGAAAAAACUUGGCCCUGCCGAUGAACGUAACUAUGAAAUAGCUGAUGAAACGACUCUGCCAAGAUUUUUGAAGAAUUUUUAUGAUAUGUUUAAAUCUAAGGCCUUCUUUAAUCUUCUUAAAAGUUAUACAGAAUUGGACCUUGUUUCAAUGGAACCAAAUAUGAAACCAAAAAUGACCAUUGAAUUGCAAAGAUGGACGCAAGGUUGUUAUACAUUAAUAGUCGAUAAAUCCAAUAACCAACAAAAUGUAAAAGAUAUUGAAAUGCAGAAAACAAAGUCUGAUGUGCUUAAUAUAGCUUUACAAGAAAGUAAGAAAAUAUUUUCAUCGGAAUCUUCUGGUACUGACAGUAAAGAAACUAAUAGUAGCAAAGAAAUCAAUGGUAGCAAAUAUUUUACAAUUAGUAAUAAAAGUAAGAAAAAUUUAUCUAAAUCAGGAAGCAGCGAAAAUUCCGAAUCUACAAGUUACAGUACUAUCGGUACAAAUAUAGGAAAGAGACAUGGUACACCUUUAGCUAAUAAUGAAUGUGAGGAGGAAUCAGAAGUGAAAAGAAAUAAAAUAUCUAAGGAAGUUGAACCAGAUAUGAAAUGGCGAGAUCCUGCAUUAAGAUCAGACAUUUCUCGUUAUACUGCUACUAGUGAUAUCUCGUCUAAAAUAGUGAACAUUGAUGAUGUUUAUUAUCAUUCGAAUGGUCACUACUCGAGGGAAAUGGAAGAAAAACGAGAAUAUGAUGAAUAUGAAGAAGAAGAAGAAGAUAAUGAACAUACAAAAGAAGAAGAAGAAGAUGAAAUGAAUAUUGAAAUUGAGAAUGGAGAUGAAGUUGAAGAUGAAGAUGAAGAUGAAGAUGAAGAUGGAAACGAAGACGGAAACAAAGAAGGUUUUUUGGAUGUAAUCCUCCAAUUUCAUACAAAAAAUAUGCAUACGACGAAUACAAUAGAUUAUAUUAAACCUAAUAAGAAACACGGUUUGUGUAUUCAAAUACCUGCGGGCGACAAUAAUUUAUCUUUCGUUUAUAGAACUGGAAAUGUUACUCGUGUUCACAAAUAUGUUAAUCAUUAUUUUAAUGGUUAUUUCUAUAAUUUAAUAUGUACAUAUACUGAAUAGUAUUAUCGCGUUGAGAUGCGCAAAUUUUUUAACGGCUGUUAUACUUUGAUACUUUGUUUAAAUACAAACAUUAUUUUUUCGAAAAAGAUAAGUAUAAUGUAUUUCAAUUAACAGAUGAUCAAUCAAUGCUCGAGAUCACAUAAAAGAUUUUAAAAAAUUGAUCUUUAAAAAGAAAUAUUAAAAUAAAAAU